Messenger RNA from Cuculus canorus (common cuckoo), 2600 nucleotides. RefSeq lists its product as uncharacterized. Bases 11 to 787 code for a protein of 258 amino acids. The record is from RefSeq and is a predicted model, not a curated record. The transcript is spliced from 6 exons. NCBI's taxonomy places the organism in Eukaryota, Metazoa, Chordata, Aves, Cuculiformes, Cuculidae.
GCCGCCGCCGAUGCUGCCGGUCCUGCUCCUCCUCUUCGUCCUGCCGAGCCCCGGCAGCCCCGCAGCCGCCCGCACGCUUUCUCCAUGCUACUCUGCUAACCUCAGCCCUGCAUCAGAGAGGCUGGUCUCGGCCGUGGGCUGCACUGUGCUUUUGACAGUCCCGCCGCUGAACGCCACCAAAGCUGUCUUCUGGGAAUACAAAACUGGCUCGCAGGAAGGAGUUAUCAUCAGUUAUGCUUUCAAUAGACCUGCCAACGCAUCUCGCUCCUACGAGAAUCGCACCAAGUUUAAUGAAACAGACUUCUCGCUGCAGAUGGUGCUUCAAAGGGGAGAUGAUCGGCUGUACCGGUUCCGGUCCGGAUCGGAUGCCACGGGCUGGUUCCAGCUGCGUGUUGUGGAACCGCUGUCUGAGCCAGAAAUUGUGGGCAACUCAUCGGUGAACGCAGGAGGCAACACCAAACUGGUCUGCAAUGUCCUGGGAGGGAAGGCAGAUUUGUACUGGUGGAAGAAAAAUGGAGAGCUGCUGCUGGGAAGCAACCACGUCCAGUUUGUUGACAACACUACCACCCUGUGCAUCAUGAAAGCGUCGAUGAAUGACAGUGGCUAUUACGCUUGUGUGGUCCGCAAUGAAGUCAGCCAGAAUGAAACCUCCUUCCUGCUCCAUGUCCAAAAUGCUGCAAAUGUGGUGUUGCCCAUGAUCCUGGCUUGUGUUUUUGUCGGCUUGCUCGCAGGUGUCUUCGUCUGGUGCAGGAGCAGGGACCGCCCGUGUCGCAAUGGCUGUUGGUAGAGAGCUGAGUGGCUGCACUCUCCCUGCCUUCCGGUGGUGGUGGUGGUGGAUGCUGCCUGAGGAGCGCCACAUGUCUGAUGCUGUCCCAGCCUCUUCUGGGCUCACCUCUGAAAUGGAAUUACUUGGCCUGGCAUCUUCACCCUGGAGAAAACUGGUUGCUCUCCCAGGAGUGCUGGACCUCACUUGCCACCUGGGCUGUACAUGUGCUGGUGCAAGCUUGUCCUUCCCUUUGGCCACUCCUAGGGGUGAUGGACCUUGCAGGUCAUCAGGCCAGGGUGUUUGCACCCAUCUUUCAUUCUGAUGGGAACAACCCCAGGUCCAGCACCAGGGCUGGGUGUUUUGGGUGCCCUGGUCCGGCUGCUGGGUGCUCACUUCUCUCUCAGAGCAGCUGGUGGCUCAGGAACCUCUCUCCUUGCUCCGGGUUGCUGUCAGGAAACGGAGAGCACAGGUGCAUGUCUCUGUUGCUUGGGUCUUGUUUGUAGACCUGCUUUGCCAGCAAAGGGUUUUUCUGGCCAGGGGAAUGGUGGGUUUCCCUCUCCUUGGAGUUACCCUUUCUCUUUGGAGAAGUGCACCUGGGAGAGGCUGAAAUCAUGCCUCAUGGUGUGAGCAGUCUCUGAGAGGUCGUACACCUCUUUCUGGGGCACACAGGGAAAUCACGGGCAGGCAAACUGGCUCAUGGCUUGACCAUCUUGGAUGCUGCCUACUCUGUCCAGGGGAGAUAACCAGGUAUAAAGGGGCCGGCAGCACAGGGCCAUCUUUCAGCCUGGGUUUUUGUGUUGCAAUUAAAGUGUUCAAAGAAUCAGAGCAGUUUGAGUGGAGUAAACCAGAUUUCAACCUGAGUUUUAAGCUUCAGUGCAGGUUGCCAAGCUCCCUGUUGCACUCGCAGGUGUCAAAUAAAUGCAGCCACGUUUUACUUCUCUAAGGUUUUUGGAGAGAUGUCUGUAAACCGUUUGGGAGAUGUUGUGGUUUUUAAUAUCCAUUGCUGCUAAUAAAAGUGUGUGUUACCCCAGGUGAUAUUGUUGUGAUCAUCAAGGGUGGAGUAUCUAAAGCUAGCAGAGACAUGUGCUUCCCACUGUUGGUACCUGUGUGGGAUUCAGGAUUCGUGGUGGGUUGCAGGUGGUGGCAGACCUUGAAGAUGCUGGAUUUCACCCCAUGUUCAACUCGGAAGAGUUGGAAGAUUUCACCCAAUGUUCAACUCGGAAGAGUGGGAAGAGCCGCUGUGCCCAGGGAGGACAUCUGGCUCCUGCAUUCCCACUGGAACAGCUGCCCAGGGAGGUGGUGAAGUCCCCAUCCCUGGAAGUGUUUAGAAGACGGGCAGAUGAAAUGCUUAGGGCCAUGAUUUAGUAGUGGACAGGUACAGUUGGACUUGGUGAUCUCAAAGGUCUUUUCCAAGCUAGGGAUUCUAUGAUUCUUCAUCCCCUCCUUUUCCUGGGCAGCCCGGAUCCUCCUGUGGCAACUGCAGUUUGGGGAACUGAGCUGGGGUUAAAACCAACCCAACAACCUUGUGCUGAGGCCAAGUGAGGGUAUUUUUAACCUGAAUCAGUUCGCUGAGUCACAGGAACCUGGCAAGCAGCUGUUCUGGCACAGCCCAUAGUCCCAGGGAUAGCUGGGCUUGGGAGAAGAUGCCACCGAGGUCAGAGAUGUUUCUGAGGUUCACCCUGUGGAUCAUUUACAGGGGAAGUUUCAGUCUGGAGGUUAAUCUGGUGGCCUUUUACGUGGAUUUAUGCACAGUAGCUGUGUUUGAAAUCAGAAAAGCCUUCUGCAGGCCAUAGGAAAUACCUUUGUGCAUUGUAACAGCCAAAUCUGGUGGGGA